This is a messenger RNA of Dermochelys coriacea (leatherback sea turtle), 2931 nucleotides long. It is a transcript of the gene ELMO3, whose product is annotated as engulfment and cell motility 3. Lineage: Eukaryota; Metazoa; Chordata; Testudines; Dermochelyidae. The transcript is spliced from 21 exons. The record is from RefSeq and is a predicted model, not a curated record. Gene Ontology annotation, biological process: actin filament organization; cell motility. The coding region runs from base 434 to 2593 and encodes 719 amino acids.
AAAGCCUGCCUGGCCCCGCCAGCAAUUCUAAGGGGAGCAAACCAACCUACAGCCUCCAGCGUGGCAAGAGGCUGGCAAUGGGUACCUGUGGGACAGGCCUUCAGGAUAAUACGGCCACCCCCUGGGAAGAGACAAGGCGGGCGACCUAGAGAAACGUGAACGCAGCAGAGGAAGCCACCUCCCUCCACCACCCACUUGGAAGCCCAGACACAGCGGCAGGAGACCAAAACGCGUGGCGAAUGCCGGCGGACGCUUUGGGGGCGAGGGAGGAUUUAAAAAAAAGAAAAAGACCCCUAACCUGACCCCCUCCUCAGGCUGGCUGCACAGCAUCUGCCGGCUUGCGCUCAGUCGAUUUAAAUACCGCUGGUAGGAAACGAAGGAGUUGCUGUGUGGGGCAGGGAAGGCUCCGAGCAGGAGCCAGAGAACCGGGACCAUGCCGCCCCCCAAAGACGUGGUGAAAAUUGCCAUUCAGAUGAUGGGAGCCAUCCCGCAGCUCAUUGAACUCAACCAGGCCAAGCCCCUGGCUGCAGUUGUGAAGGAGGUUUGUGACGUGUGGAACCUGGGCAAUGCCGAGCACUACGCCCUGCAGUACGUGGAUGGGCAGCAGACAUACAUCACCGAGUCGAACCGUGCGGAGAUUAAGAAUGGGAGCAUUCUGCGGCUGACCACUUCUCCGGAUUGGGAGGCAGAGCAGCUACACAGCGGGAUCCAGAAUAACAACUUGAAUGUGAAGGCAGACUCCCUGAAGAAGCUGGCGAACCUCUCCCGAGACAUCACCUUUGCCCAGGAGUUCAUCAACAGGAACGGCCUGAAACAGCUCUUCCUUAUUGUGGAAGAGGGGAACGAGACAGGGGAGAUUCUAGCUCACACCCUGAAGGCCUUCAUGGAGCUGAUGGAGCACGAUUUCGUCUCCUGGGAGACGCUGAGCAAGCCCUUCAUCAGAAAUGUCAUGAGGUGCGUCAACACGAGUGGGGUGGACGCCUCUGUCCAGCAGCUCUCCCUGUCCGUCCUGGAGAACAUAGUCCUGAGCAGCUGCCCCCUCUUUGAGCUGGUCAAACGUGAAGUGACCCUGGAUCGCCUUCUCACCCUCCUGCAGGUGACCAACCAGCAGCUGCAGCUAAAAGCCAUGGCGCUGCUCAUCGCCCUGCUGCUGAAUGCCAAUGACGCAGAGAGGAGGGACAUGAUGGGCUAUCUGGGCCAGAGGAACAUCCGGCAGUUCAUUCAUAAGAACAUUGUCCACGCCUCAGAGCCGAUGGGGGAUGAGAUGGCCCAUUAUCUCUACGUGCUGCAGUCCAUCACCCUCAACCUGCUGGAGCGAAGGAUGCGGACUCCCAUGGACCCUUACUCGCAGGAACAACGGGAGCUUCUCCAGUCCCUGCGUCACAGCGCCUUCGAGUCGGAGAACGAGCCUUCUGCUGGCACCUUCAGCGCGGAGCGCCGGCACUCUAUGUGCGUCAAGGAGUUCCGCAAGCUGGGCUUCCAGAACUACAGUAACCCUGCCCAGGACCUGCACCACGCGCCCCCGGGACUGCUGGCCCUGGACAAUAUGGUCUACUUCUCCAGAUACUGCCCGAGCGCCUAUAGCAGAUUUGUCCUUGAGAACAGCAGCCGUGAUGAUAAACACGAGUGCCCGUUUGCCCGGAGCAGCAUCCAGCUGACCCUGGCCCUCUGCGAGAUCCUACAUGUCGGGGAACCAUGCUCGGAGACGGCCCAGGCCUUCUACCUCAUGUUCUUCGGUCAGGACCACUUCUUCCAGGAGCUCUUCUGUAUCUGCAUCCAGCUGCAGAACAAGACCUGGAAGGAGAUGCGCGCCACGCAGGAGGACUUCGACAAGGUGCUGCAGGUGGUCCGGGAGCAGAUCACCCGGACCCUGUCCCUCAAACCUACCUCCCUGGAGCUGUUCAAGACCAGAGUGAAUGCGCUUAGCUACAGCGAGAUCCUGAGACUGCGGCAGAUGGAGAGGAUGCACCAGGAGGAGACACUGGCCGUGCCUGUGCUGGAACUGCGAGAGAGGCUCAAGCCCAAGCUCCUGGAGCUGAUCCGCCAGCAGCGGCUCCUGCGCCUUUGUGAGGGGACCCUCUUCCGCAAGAUCAGCAGCCGCCGCAGACAGGAUAAGCUCUGGUUCUGCCGCCUGUCCCCCAACCACAAGGUGCUGCACUACGGAGAUGUGGAGCAGGGGGUGCAGAACCCCCCCAUCGAGAGCUUGCCGGAGAAGAUUCCCGUGGCCGACAUCAAGGAGCUGCUGGUUAGCAGGGAGUGCCCGCACAUGAAGGAGAAGGGCUCCGGGAAGCAUAACAAGGAUGUCCUGGACCUGGCCUUCUCCAUUAGCUACGACGUGGAGGAGUACUACCUGAACUUCAUCGCUCCCACGCGCUACGAGUUCUGCCUGUGGAUGGACGGCCUGAAUGUGCUGCUGGGCCGGGAGAUGACAAGCGAGCGAACCCAGAGCGAGCUCGACAUCCUGCUCUCCAUGGAGCUCAAGCUGCGCCUCCUGGACCUGGAGAACAUUUCCAUCCCCGACACCCCUCCCCCCAUCCCCAAGCCCCCCAGCAAUUUAAACUUCUGCUAUGACUUCAGCCCCAUGGAGCAGUGAGGGCAGCCGCCCCGGCCAUGGCUCUCGCGCCCCUGAGCCAGCCCCAGCUCCCAGCCCUGCUAGCGGCUACUCUGGGCCAGGGCCUGCGCUGUAAGGGGGAGGAAGGGAGAACCCGGCUCCGCACUGUGGCAUGGGCUCAGGCACCUGCUGCAGCCCCUCCCGCUGGGCAGGGAGCGAGUGGGGGAAGAGCUGGUGGGCAAGGAGAUGCGCUCCUCCCUGGGCCAUGAUCUCCUUUCCCCCUUGUCCUGGUUCUGCCCAGGGGGAGCCACGGAGCCCGGGCCCCUAGUGACUGGCUCCGCUCCCCAGGCUGAGCCUGCCCCUUCCCCCUAGGGCAGCCU